UAGCUGGUUGCUCUCAGUAGCGGCAACAGAUAUUUAAGGCGAAUGAAGAAUUCAUACUGGAUCAUUAUGAAUGGAAAUAUUGAACAAUUGAAGGUGAGAAAUAAGUUGACAGAGCCAGAGGAGGAAUAAUUUCUUUCACAAUGUCCGUGUCUCCAUGCGGUUCGUAACGGAGAAAAAGAAAAUAUGGAUAGUAUUUUCGAUAAUGGGUCGUACGACUCAACCUGCGACGAAUUCUUUGCGAAUGUGUCUUUGGAUGCCGCCGAUCUCAUCUCGUACUCCGAUGCUCAGGUCGUCAUCACCACAGUACUUUUACCAAUCGUUCUCGUUGUCGGUCUGAUCAACAACAUCGCCUUCAUUUACGUGGUUGUCCGAGUGCAAUGUAUGAAAACGAUUACCAACGCAUGCCUUGUCAACCUUGCAAUGUCAGAUCUCCUUUUCCUGACAAUAGCCAUUGGUGAUAAGAUAUGGGCGUAUGUUCACUCGCCCAUCACCCCUGAUCAUUCACACUUGGGACUCAUCGGCUGUAUCUUUACAGAGAUCAGUGUAAAUACCACGUACUUUGCCUCUCUAUUCUUCGUAACGCUUGUUGCCCUGGAGCGUUUCUACGCAGUAUGCCGUCCACAGAAAGAGCGUGGAUCGGCCGCUAUGAGAACGUUUCGUUGGUUGCUUAUCGGCUCCUGGGCAACGGCCGGACUCCUCUCGGCAACCUUCAUACCAGCCUACAGUAAGAUACGUAAUUUCUGUGCCUUGUGGCCCGACGUAGAGCCUUAUAACACAUGGCCAACGAAGUUCCAGUGGUGUGAACCCAUCCAAGAUUGGACUAAGAUCUACACGGACAGCGUACGUGCCAUUCCCUUCUUCAUCGCGUUUUUUAUCAACGUCUUUCUCUUUGUUGGCAUCGUCAGGGGCCUGAAUCAGGCCGUGGAGAGGGCGAAGAUCAUGGGGAAAAGAGAUAAAAACGUCAAAUUACGUAAUCAAAUCACAUGGAUGCUAAUUGUCAAUGGAUUGGUGUUCUUCCUCUGCCUUGCCCCGUUCGAAAUCAUUUCCAUCAUGAAGGCAAUGGGGAGUUUCAAAUCGACCACCAUGUUGGAGCAGGUGGCCAUGCACUUUGCCCAGAUUCUUGCCUACCUGAACUCUCUAAUCAACCCCGUGAUUUACAUGGCCAUGAGUACCAGAUACCGAGCUGCCUUCAUCAACGGCCUUCUGCCUGCACAGUGCCGACAACGAUGGCAGAGUUUGGGCUUACAAAGCAGCACGGCACACAUCAGUAUGACCAAUUCAAAUGUUCACCACGAACAUGUGAACGGCAACUACGGUUGACGGUUUCACAAAUCAAUCUACCUGUUGACUACCACGACUCUCGCUAAAGACGGUACGUUUCUUUCUUUUAAGACGUCACAAGUUUCUCCAUAGGAUGUCAGAAUAAUUGAUUGUCCAAUAAAGCGUUCUGAAAAGCAAAAUAAGUGCUUACCAUCAUUAUUUGGUAUUUCUAUGAAUUUUUGUGCUGGUAAUUGAAUCAAUACAUUUCUAGCGCAAAGGCCAUGUAACCAUGGUAACGGAAAAUAAAAUUCAACUUAUUUUAUCCUCCUAUAAAGGCAUAGAAUGAAUAGUCUUUGUCUGGACAUGACAUUAUAUUGACUGCAAGUGGAUGUGUCUUUCCUUAACGCACAUUUAAAAAUCAAAGCCUAGAGAAAUGAAUAGGACACUCUGACUCGCCAUUACUGAGGUGACCUGCACAUAUACCUUGCUAUUAUACUGAGAAAAUGGAGAUAAGUUUUCACAUAUUGAAAUAUUGCCAGUAUUCAUUUUGUGUCUAUUACGUUCACAAUUGACUAUACCUCCCUCAACACCGAAUUGUUCCCAGAUCGAACUUAGACUCGACCUCGACACGAAUGAACCCAUUUGAUUAGAUGGCCUAUUACCACAGCGUGGGUUGUCGUUAAAGCUGUGAUAUCCCUAUCACUUUAUGACCAGGGCAUAGCUACGGGCGAAAAGAAUAUCAUUAGCCCCCAUUAGAAAGAGGCUUGCUUAUUAAGCAGGGAAGUGAGAACAAACUCUUCAGGAUCUUCAGAAAACAGGAAACCUCCACAAGGUCUCCGUUUCGACAUUUAGCUAAUUCCACAACAACCUGUGAUUCAACAUUUACUGUGUGUGGGUGGUAAGAAUUCAUUUCAUUAACCGGAUUUUAGCGAGAGAAAAAAAAUCCUAGGAGAAAUUAUUGAAUAGGCGCAAAGCGGCCUAGUGGACUGUUCACUGCAUCCAUCUGUCUUGAUCAAUACUCUGCAGGGUUCCGCGUACCAACCAGGUAGCGUAAAUGGAUCACGCUUUCCUUUUAGUUCCUCAACACCCGUCGGGAGACUGGUAAAUUGCGACUUUCCGGAGCAGCAGCGAGAUUUGGAUGUUCCAUUUUCAGAUUAGCCUUGUCACAUGUCAUCUGGGUAAAUAAAACAUCCUUGUCGUCCAUGUGUCUCUCUAUUGCCGUCAGCACCGGAAGCGACACAUGGAGAGGAAAAACACAUGCACCGAGGUAGGAAAAAACGCCAGUUCGUGUCUACAGGAUAAUGCCGAAGCGUCACUCAUUUCAGCUAAAGCGUCAGUAAAAGGGCGCAAGGAGAAAGAAGGGUUAGCAAAGCACUUGUAUUAAGAGCUGUCAUUUGUUUCUUUAUGCCACACUGGUGAUAUUUAUGUUUGUGUCAGCACAAAAUUGUUUCUCUGUCUGUCAUCUAGAUCUGGUUGUGCAAUCGACCAUCCAAUAUUGUCAGCCAUCUUCAGAGUAUUUGACUAUUCAUAGUAUGUCGUAAAAGUGAAAUAUUGAAACGUUCAUUAUUUAUUUCCCUUUCAGAAAUUAAAUGUAUUAUUGGAGAGUUAUUUUUUUUCUUUUGGAUUGGCACCAAAUCACCAUUAACAUUUGACUGUCUUAAUGCUGAUGUUUUAUCAUCUCCAUGAUGGCCUAUUAAAGUCUUUCGAUUCGUCGGUAAUGCUUGUUAACGUUUACCGAUAUGUGGGGUAGAUAUCUACAGACCUAUCAGCAGUAGAUAUGAACAUGUAUGAGUGAUAUUUUCAGAUCGGUUCUUUUCAAUUCUGGGGGAGGGGUGUUUCACAAAGAGUUAAGUGUGACUGAGAUCUGCAAUCAACUCCCCAAUAGCGUGCGGUAUAUAACGCAUCGCCGCAUUGGUCAGAUCAUGCGCAGGAGACGCGCGUUUCCUCGUAUCAAUGAAUCAGAUUAUGCGAUAAAUAUAGUGUGUGCGCGUUGGCGUUUAAGCAUGGCACUUAGUCACACUUAACUCUUUGUGAAUCAACCCCCUAGGUUUAGCUGGAAAAAAAUCAUGAAAAUUCGAAUGGAAUACAAAUUUCUUACAAUAUUUUCAUGUUUAAAAGUGCAGCAUAUUUGGUAAAUGCACAAUGGUACUAUCACUGUCUACAAAUGAUGACUAGUAUAGUUGUCGUUUGCAGUAUGUAGUGCGUUAAAAGAGGUUUUCUAGAUAAAGAGGUCUGAUAUUCAGUCAUUCAAUGUGUAAUUUCUAAUUCUCCCAGAUAAUGAAAAAGUUACGCACCAGCUUUUUAUUAAUGCCUUGUAUAUCUGUCAAUACACAUUACUAAGCAAUUGGUGUUGAAGACAGCUGAAGCGAACUGAUGCUUCAGUGAUUUAUUUGUCAGUGGACAUGAUCACUAUGAAUAGCUCUUUGACAGAUUUAUCAAUUACAAUUCACUCCAUAAGUUACACACACCUGGAAAAUGGACACUUGAUCUGUUGUCUUCGAGAUUAAUCAUUUUAGUCAUUACUGAUAUCGGUAAGGAAACAAUAUAGAUAUAAACAGUCACUUUUCAAUUUCUCGUAAAAUUUAGAUAUAAUAUUUGAAUAUUUUUCUUCUAAAUUAAGAUUAUCGUUAUUUUGAUGCAAAGCAUAGCAUGGGAGUAAAGUCACUAAACUCAACGAAACAAUGAGGAGUAAACCCUUGUGAGAUUCUUGAUUUGCCAUGAUUGUACAUGUCUUUCAAUAUCUUAAAAUAAGGGCCAGUAUGUUAAAGAAAGGAAACGUGCGUUAUGUUGCAUCUGUGUGCAAAGAUUACAGGGAAACGUGGUUAGCAAUGCAAGAAACAUUAAAUUUUCAAAUCAAAAUUUUCCUGGCAUUGAAUAGAUUAUGAUUAUUUGUGUCAUUCUUGCCAUACGUGAACGCACGGCCAGAAUAGAAGACAGUAAAAAAAAUGAUAAAUUAAGACAAUCGAUUUCUGUUUAAGUUAGAUCUUCAAAAUACUGCACUAUAGAGAUUUGUCAGGAACUGACACAGGUAUUUCAUGAAACUGGGGCACACUUUGCAUUACCCGUCACCUCUUAAGGAUAGGCAAUUUCAGGACUUUAUUUCUACACUUUAUCAUACCAAACACGUAAAAAAUGCACGACCAUGCACCGCGAAGCAUUUUGCAAAGUAGGCAAUUCCUCAAAGAAUCUACAUGAACGACAGCCGUGGACAUGCAGCAUGACAUGAAAACUAAUGGCACAAUUUACAUCAUCUCAUGGGGUUUGGCGGGAAACCAGGGUCAUAUAAACAUAAUUCAUAAAACAUUCACCUUCUGCAUCAAAAAAGCAUGUCAAGGCGUUUCAGGAGGGGUAAUUGGGGUCAUGCUUUAUCUUCUUUCGCCUUGCCGAGGCGGAGAAAGAGGUAAGUAGGGGGAAAAAAAUCAGGCGGUCACUAUCAUGGGCAAUGAAAUUCACAAGUUCCAUGCCUUGCAUCCCCGAUGGUCGAAAUCAAAUCCAAUUUCAGUUAUUGAUUGGUGCAAUUACUAGUUGAGGUGCUGGGCUUUGCAAAAUAGGGGUUGAUUACAAAGAUGGAAGAGAGGACAUCAGUACAGAAUAGGGGUAUGGGAUGAGAUUGAGGAUUAAAACGAUGCAAAAGGGUAACAAAACAUUGUAUCAGGGACACAAGGAUAAGGAAUAGAAUAAUUGAUCAUGUUUUGGACGAACCUCUGCAUUGCCAUUUUUUUCGGAAGAAAAGCUUCAUGUUCAAUUUAGAAUAGUGAAGACGUAAAAUAAAUGCGUGCAUAUUCAAUUCGCGAAAAACCAAACAGUUAAACCGUUCACUGAAUUGAUUAAUAGUUGUAAACGAUUUUCAAGUUGGGGAGGGGGGUGAUUAUACCGUAUGGGAUCUGUUUGGUGACAACUACGCUGUCCAACAAAUCAGGAUCAUGAGGCUCUAAAACCUGACUAGAAAUAUUUUCACUGAACACGAUAAGCCUGAAUCAUUGUUAAGAAUGGAAUCGUUAAUCCAUCGAAUGAUAGUAAUGAGAACGUAAAAUUUAAAACCAUUUCUGCCUUCCAUGAGCGUUUAAACGGAAAUAAUCUGUCGAACUGUCCAAACCCGUCCCUAGCAAGAUAUCCAUUGAACAAAAGAAAAGAAAUGAAUAAAAACAAAUUUGACCCCAAUGUGUCAUAGUUCCGGGCAUCGUUGCACGCCUUGAAUAUCCGAGUGACGAUGGUCGCCAAAGAGAGAUUCGGUCGGUCGUCGACGACCGCAGGUGAUUGCGAUCAGAUGAAGUCCCGAAGGGACAUCGUACCUUUUCCCCUCUUAUGUCGGAAAGCAUCUCGAUAACAACCUCGGUGUUGAUAUCCCCUCACGAGCCAGGGAUAUUAGCUGUUUGUUCAUAAAUGAGUAAGCGGUGCUCCGGGCUUUCUUCAACCUCUGCGUUUGUAAGCCUGACCGGAAAAUUAAUGGGAUGGCUUGAAAUAGCGGAUGAUGUUGAAAAGAAAAACAAAGGCACAAAACCAAAAGCAAGGGCGAUCACGUAUUGCUUUACACUCGUUAUAUGCAAACAAAUUUCAGCACGUACGAGGAAUGAUCAAAUUACAGAGGUCUUUUACCGAAUGUUGGGUAGUUGAAUUGUAAUGGAAUUGCUUAAACCCGUCGUUCGUCACCUAAAUUGCCUGUAGGAUUGCAUAUUGAUAUUGUGGAUAGUUCUUCGGAUUUCGUGGCAAACUAGGACAUGCACAAAAAGCCUCCGCGUUAGUUAUAAUAGAAACCAAAGAAUUGUUCUUCGUUUUCAAAGGAUGGCCUACACUCUUUUAAAGCAUUAGCACAAUUAUAGUAAUUCGAAUAAUGGUGUUGCCCGAAGUGGUCCCGCGACGGUAGGACCAAAAACAUAGCUUGUUACUAACAGCUUAUACAUUAUUCCAAACCUCCAGGCCAUACUCCAUGUAUUACUGUAUGCACACGAAGUUGGUGUUCAUCGAGCCUACCUAUCAAUCCCAUUAAGGAUUAAAAGAACUGAAGCUUACGAAAAGGGUUUAUGAAUCUAGGGCAAUUCUGAAUUAAUCAUGUCUCCAGACAAAGGUUAAAAAAGAAAAAGAUAUUUUUAAGGUUUUAUAAUUCGCACCAAAUCCUUGUGACUAUGUUAAUGUUGAAAUCUAAUGAUAUCAAUGAUGACAUCUAUGACAUGUAUGACAAUAAUCAUUACAGUUGAAGAAAUGAAGAUGACGAUACUUAUGUUAAUACUCAUCAUAAAAUACUCAAAACAAUUCAGACAAAUUAAAAGUCGAACAGAAUGCGUAAAGCGAUUAAAUUGUGGUCUGCUAGAGUCUUAGGAAUCUCCUUGGGAAUAUCAGCCAGCAUAAACAAUCUUACAGCUGGAUGAUUAAACAUCUAAUGGAUUUUUUAAACUUGUAAUACGUGACUGGAAACCUCUUGAAUCUUGCGAAUAUCAUGCAUAUUAUCAAGGAACCUUAACAAAAGUCAGCCAUUGAGACCAGCGUCUUUUAUAGCGGUUUUCCCUAAGACGCAGGUCAUAUUUCAGUAAAUAACAUUUUGCAUUCAUUAUUAGAAGUUUUGUUUUUAUUUGACCGUGUUUCCCUGUUCUUUGUUGAGGAACAAAUAAAAAAGGUUGACAUAAGCAAUAUUUACCCAAAUUUUGAUUUGAUUUGAUUUGAAUUUAUUUGAGUUAAAAGAAAAAAAUGCAAAAUAAUACAUGUGAAAUUACUACAUAAAAACCCCAAUCAACAGCUCUAUAGUCAUGGUGCUUCUGGUCUAGCGAGGGGGCCUUAAAGCUCGCAACAUGUGAUCAUGUAUGUUAAACCAUAUCAUAAAAUAUCAGAAAUAAAUAUAACUCAUUUAUUGGUUUUUUUUUUAAAGGAAUACCUCUUUCAUUAUCAUUGCUAUUGAUGGGAAACCAGUUGAACUGUUGGGAAAUAUGAAGCUGUGCGUUCACAUUCAGUGUGAGAGACAUAAUUAUAGGCCUAGACCUCACACAGUCCCCUAAUAAAACUUCACCUCAACUGCCAAACGGUUGUCAUUGCUAUAGAUCAUGUCUAGUUCAAGGCAUGUUUUCACCAUCCUAUGUUAUUGUUUACAGUAUCGGAAAUUCAUUCCUCUCUGGAAUUUAUGACCAGCCGCUUUCCCCGGCUUCUUACUGUGCUCAGAUGUUCACAUUCAUCUUCUUGUACCUCGGCAAGGGGUUGUCUUUUUUAAGAAAAACAAGUCGUAACCGUAUAGUUGUAAAUUGCAGUCUAAUCUAUCCAUAAUGAACGUGGGUUGUCUCCACAUGGCAUGGGUGAAAGUUUUAUUGCUCGUUGAUUCACAGCUGUGAGUUAGUGAGUGAGUCAUAUCAUAUAGCAUGGCAUCCAGUCCUUUAAAUUAUUCAAGUAUUUAAAUGAUCCUGUUCUCCCAUCCAGAUGUCGUCUUAUAUUAACUUGGUCACGAUAAUGUUUUACCGAUGAUCAUUAAUAUUACGGAAUGUUUCCAGACAUUCCUGAUUUUCAAUGAAGAUCAAAAUAAUGGUCGCAUUAUGUACUGAGAAUUUCAGUAAAUGACUUGACGUAUGGAAGACAGUUCCCCCGUUUAAUUUGUAGUUUCCAAGAUGUCGACGCCCUUCUGAAGGGAAACUGAACCUACUCUUGUUGCAGAAAUACAAUUAACAUUCUACGAGUCGCUUUGGUUCUCUUAAUUCCGAACUACGAGUGAGUAAAUGUAUCAUAAUUGUGAAAACGCGAGCAAACUUUCAAGCUUCAUCCAUGCCUUGUGACGUGAAAUACCAGUGUUCAGCACAUUCGAAGUGCUAAAUAUACAGUUAUGUUUGUCAAAGCAUUAGCUCUGAUAUGAUGAUAAAGAUGCUUUGGCCUCUGAUAUCUGCCUUCAUAAUGACAUGUUAACCACCCCUGGGUAUUUCUUCCUAACGGAUUUACGAAAAGCUUAGAUGUCUUAAGUUAGGAUCGAUAUCAUGAUUAAAUGUUUUGAAAUCUAUAUUACUAUUUUUCAGAGUAUGCCUACGCAAGCACUCCAAAUCAAGAAUGGCUUGUCCAUUACAUCGAUGUAACGUACGAUAGAUUACCAUGACAUUAAGCCUUCCACACAAAUCAAAUGGUGGAAUUUCAGUAGUUUCUUUGCUUGUAACUCGUCACUGCGAGGAUUCGAGCCUAUUUUUUUUUAACAGAAAUAUUUUAAUUGCAGAUAUCAUAAUAUGAAUUCAUUCAAAGGUUUGAUUUCGAAUUGCUGCAAUUGAUUUUUGAAGUUGAUCCUUAUGGUUAAUUCAUUAGAAAUGUUAACAACUCUCAGGGUUUAUCAAGAAAAUACCACCUUCAAUUAUAACAGUCUUAUGGUUAGAUUGGUAUCAAAUUCGACUAUUACAUAUCGAUGUAAAUUAUUCCAAUCUAGUAUUGACUAUCUAGACUAUUUGUAUCGCAAUGUUGUACGGGGUGGACGUAGAGUCUCUUCAUAUUCAUCUAUAUUAUCAUUCUAAAUAUAAUAUUUCACUUUUAUAUCGAUUUCACUGCGUAGUGGUGAUCGAUAUAAUCACAGAUACAUUUGUUCUUUUAAUUUCUCGCUUCUCGUUCAACGAUUCCAAUCGAUCGCAUCCCCAGGGAAAACGGGAUGAUGAAAUUAUAUCGGGAAGUCGUAUGCUGUGAUCGCUUUGUAAUAUAGCCAUAGGACCGCAUGGCUUGUCAUCACCAUGGUAACGGCAAAAACCACCAGAGGGAGUUUAUGCAGUCCACGAGCAAUAUUUGUUGCCUCCUGACAUGUCAAGAGGUGACAAAUACAGCAUCCUUAAGCUUGGUGCUCUCUACGAGCAGUAAUAAAACAUGUGCAAGAAUAGGUGAUUAAAAAACAGAUAUGGUGGACCUAGAUGGGGUCAAUCGGAAAUCUCGACAGGUAUACAUGCAUUUUGUGAUGUAAGGGACGCUUUGAUGGCGAAAUAAUAAAGUCUGACACAAUGAUCUCUACGUUUGAUCUGUGAUACCAAAUUGACCAUGAUCGGUCGUUUGGGUGCAAGAUACGUCGCUUGGACUACGUUGCUGCUCUUAACUUGGCCAACAUGAGCGUCGUAUGCUUGUCGAAUUGAGUCCUUUCAAAACACUUAAAUGUGAAAUCUGAACGUAAAGAAAAAAGUCUAUUCCCAGUGAAGACGAACAACCAUUUUUCUAUAAACUUCACACGGAAGUCAAUGUUGUUUACGUCAGCGUGCAAUGAGGAAAUGUGAUCGUAGAGAUCUGCUUGAUUGAAAAUUGCCAAGUGGCAUGCAUUUUGAAGGUGAAAAUUAUAUGCAAGAUGAAAGCAUGGAUCGUUUUAAUUCUAUGAGUGCAAAAAAACAGUGAGUAGCGCUUUUAUGGAGAGGAGGGAUCGCGGCAAUGGAUGCGCACACAGAAGAGCUCGUGUGUCCAAUUUGAGGAAUGAUUAGCGAUUGUUUCCCCCCUUCGCAUUGGAUUAAGAGAUGUAAUGAUGAGAUAACGAGCACUGCCAAAGGGGCGAACAAGGUGCCUCGUGCGAGGAGGCAACAGCGAGGUGAAUUUAGAUUUCGUUCUGCUGCUGAAGCUGUCGUUGAGUUCUUUUAAGUACAAAAAUGUAAAAUAUUAACCAUGAGAUAAAAAGAGUUAUUUAUUUAUAUUAUACACUGUAAAUUUUUCACAUUGUAUUUCGGAAAAUAUGUAUAUUAUUACAUAACAUGAUACUCGUCGUAUACACUACAUUAAGAGGUACAAUUUAUUGAACAUAAUUUCGAAUUGUGUAUUCUAAAAUAUUUGUGUUCAAAUGUCAUAUCGGUCAAGCACCUUCAAUGUUCAUAAUUAUUAUUUGCUGAUUCUUUGACCUUUUGUAAUAUGUAUUUUGUAUAUUUGUUUUCUCCCCCGAAUUUGACUAUUAUUUAUACCUUAUUAUAACGGCUGUUAAAAAAAUCAAAAGGAAACACAUGUGAAUACGAAGAAGACUGGUGAUUAUUACUCUGAAAGAUAUACGCAUAAUAUCUGUGUACACAUUGUACGAAGUUCCCACAUUCAUAUUUGUGGCUUGUGGAGAAAGCAGUGUCCAAGCAAGAAUGGAAUACCUUAAAAGUUGUUGAAAUAAUGUAUAUUUUCUAUACACCCUUACUUUUUCAUUUUCUCUCAGUCUGAACUAUUGCACUGUAUCGGGGAUACCUUGUGUGUAUUACUAAGUGUGUUCAAUUCGGAUAAAAGUUUGGAUGGAUAUUCGGAUUCAGGAGUAUUUGUGUGCGUGUGUGUAUGGAUAAUUUGACCCGAUCAAAUACGUUUUACUUAGAUCAUCCCUCACGGCAAAAUGCUUAAUUUGAUGGAACUAACAAUGAGCUUAGAUAUCUAUCUGAAACAAGUGAGAGAUAAGACGUUUAUCCUGGUCAGUAAACUACGAAACCAGAAAAUCUUUCAAGUUAAAUAAAGGUGUAAAUAUAGUUAAUUGUGAUUUUUUUUUCUUUUCAAUAGUACUUUGUGCUAUAGCUUUAUAACCAUUUUGGCGUGAUACGUGUUAUAUAUUCUUUCAAAAUAGCGCCAAGUGCGUUGAUUAGAUCACCUUUUGGAAGGAUAUUAAAUCGGAAUGAAUUUGCUAUGGUAAAGACACCUUAUUAGUAAGGCCUGUGUUCUGCUUCUGAUUCACAUCCUGAUGUGUUCUGUUUAUUUUUUUUCGUUUGUGUGAACACUUUUUCUUCUUACCUAUUGUGACAUUAACUUAUGAAAUAGCGUGAAAACAUUGAACGAGUUGUGUUGUGUUAAGUUGCAUCAUUAACGUUACGUUUCAGAUGUGACGUGUAAUCUGAUUUUAUAGUGUUAAUAUUAACAAAUUACCUCUGGCAAAUAUGUGAGCAACUAAGAGUGUGGUAGUAGCACUUGGAUAAUGUAGUAUUAGUAGUAGUCACUUCAAAUCUAUCAAAAUAAUAAAGGUUACUGGUUUGGUAACCAAUUUCUUAAGUAUAAAAAGAGAUGAAGAGAGAGAGAGAGGUGAGAGAAAGGGAGAUAGAGAAAUGUAAGGAAAGGUUUUGUAGAAGGGGGAUUUGAGUGAUAUUUUAUGGAAGAAAGAUAUGAAAACAAUUAUAGCUUAGGGGAAUGAGAGAGGAAGGCGAAGAAACGAGGAUUAAGCGAGAAAAAAAACACACGUAAGAAAAGAGAGAGAGAGCAGACUGCAAAAAAAGCAAAGGCGAACGAAGAGCGGUAGUGGCGCCAAAUUCAUCUUUACAAUUAGACUAAGUACUACUUAAACAUUGAGACAUGUCUCUAACAUGUGUAAUGAUGAUUCAUGUGAUUCCUGAAGCAUAUCUGCAAACUGAUGCAUUGUCACUGUCGGAAAUAAGGUCUAUGACUGAUGAUGGCCAUACUGCACAGAUAACAGGUGGGUGUUUCAUAAAGCUUUUCGUAAGUUAAGAGCGACUUUAAGAACGACUGGUGAUCCUUUCUAGUGGUAAAUGGUAUAUUCAGUGGCGAUGGUUAAGCGCGUAAGAAAAGUUCACCAGUCGUUCUUAAAGUCGCUCUUAACUUCCGACCAGCUUUAUGAAACGGCCCCCGGGUUAUAUAUGUUCGAAUGGUUUAAUGGUUAUAUCCCACGCUGUUUAUAACGGUCAGAUGGGCACGAUGUGCAACAACAUCAGACGAGUGUUUACUAUUUAUAGCAAUCACCAAGAUGGCCGUCAUAGUUACUAAAUAUGGCUAUUAUUUUUUUACGAUUAUGACCAUUGUGGUAAAACUAUGCACUUUGCCAAUAAACAUGUCGGACGGUUGAUAAUACCGUACUGUGAUAAACUUAUUUUCAAGAUUUAAUUCCUCAAAUGAUCAGUUCGCAGUCAGCCACUCCAAUCGAUGUGAAAACUCUCUGGAGUCAAUGUCAUACAUGUAUAUGAUAAUUAAUCGCUUACAACUAGGACAUCAUGAAGUAAGGAGAGCUCAAACUUAUGCAACCAUUAAAUCCUUGCAAGGUAUCCAUACUCCAAAAUAUACUUUGCUUUCUCUCCGGCCAAUGACAAUGGAAUCCUUGUCACCAGUAAUACACAUGUUCAUGGCACAACAUUCCUAGAAAUGCCCUAUAGUGUAUAUAUAGAUGGAUAUAUAAGACUUUAUUCAGUCCUAGCAGCAAAAGGCACGCGGAUUAAAUGAAAGAUAAUGUUAAGUGGUGCCUACGUGAUACAGUACCUCACUCUUUUAUUUUCUGCCGUCCUCCCUCUUUCAGGAAGUUGGUAUCUGUGUUAUUAAAGGCAUUGUGUGGCAGUUUGAAACAUUGCAAAAUUGUCAAA
Messenger RNA from Lytechinus pictus (painted urchin), 12488 nucleotides. RefSeq names its product cholecystokinin receptor-like. Gene Ontology annotation, cellular component: plasma membrane. Lineage: Eukaryota; Metazoa; Echinodermata; Echinoidea; Temnopleuroida; Toxopneustidae. Bases 184 to 1320 code for a protein of 378 amino acids. Gene Ontology annotation, biological process: G protein-coupled receptor signaling pathway. Gene Ontology annotation, molecular function: G protein-coupled receptor activity. The transcript has a single exon. The record is from RefSeq and is a predicted model, not a curated record.